AUGGAAACUACUCUUCAUACAGAAUCAUCAAGAUCAAGAAAUGAAAUGGAUUUGGUCAAUCAAAAGUUAUUAGAACUCGAGGCUAAAAUGGUGACAUUAGAAUCUAGUAAAUCUUUCACUGAUACAUUUAGUCCUCAAAACAUUGAUUCAGACAAGGAGGAAUUACCCGGUGAUAAUAGUUCAAGUAGGAAAAGUUUAGUUCAAAUUACAAACCUGUCUACAAAAGAUAUAGCAACCAAUAUCAAAGAUUCUAAUACCGUACUUCAUUCAGGAGACUUUCCCACAACAAGUCAAGCUGAAAAGUUGAUUGAAAUAUUCUUUGAUAAAAUUCAUCCUAUAAUUCCGAUUUUGCAUCCUGUAUCAACAAUUCCAAAGCUAUUGGCAUCUAUGAAAACCUCACCCGAACCUCAAUUAUACGGCGUAAUAUUAUGUUCAUUACGGUUUGCUAAUAAAAUAUUUCAAGAAGAGGAAAUCGCUAAAUACUAUAAUUAUUGUAAAACAAAAAUUAUAUCAAGUUUCAUUGGUCUUAGCAGUAUCGAAGAGUUACAAACAAUGACUUUGCUUGCAUUUGAUUUGUUUGGAAAGUCAAAUAAUCCUGAAACAUGGAGCGUAAUUUCCAUGAUAUCUUCAGGUGCAAUACAUCUUAAUUUAACAAAGGAAAACAAAUAUACUGGCUCGAAAUAUUGCAAGAAACAAGACAGCAAGUACUUCUCUAUAAAGAACUUAAAUACUACAAAAGAUCCUACAACGUGGUUGGACGAGGAAUCGAGAAGAAAUUUAUUUUGGGAAAUUUAUAUUUUGGAUAAGUUAUCUAGCCUUUCUAAUUCGUUUCCUUUUAAAAUUCCUGAGAAUGAGAUAAGCUGUUCAUUACCAUUGAGGCUUGAGUUUUGGAUUUCAGGAAAUAUAGAUGGAAUGGAAGGCCCUAUUAAAAAUCUUCAAAAGAGAAACCUAUUUAUCAAAAAUAAUGAAGUUGUUUUUGGUGAGAUUUACGAUUCAAAUUGCUUUUUGAUUGAAGUGAUGCAUAUUUUAGGAGAAAUACAUUCCUUUAUGAGACAUCCUUUAGAUGUUCACAGCGAGAAUGAUGUUUUUGAAUGGCAAAUAAAAUUUGAUAAAUUGGAACAGAAAAUCUCUUCCUGGAGAAAAACAAUUCCGAGCAAUUUUUUAGACUUGUUGGAUAACGAUAAUUGCUUAUUUAAAAAUACAUUCACUAUAAAAGAUGUGAUAUUUCAUGCUUUAUAUCAUACGAUGAUCAUUAGACUAAACUCUACUCCAGGUUUUCCAUACUUUAAUUCUGAGUAUUUUUCUCCGUCUGAAUUGGCAAGGUAUAAAUGCUUGGAUUCUGCAUUCCAUAUAAUUAAGUUAUCAAGACAUUUUCCCCUGAUGUUUAACAAUAUGGGUAGUGAGGUUUAUGAAAUGUGUGGUCCGCAGUAUGCAUUUGCAGUUUGGGUAUGCGCAAGGUUAAUUUUUGUGAAUGCGGUUAAUAACCAUACUGAUAUACCUCUGGAGCUUGAUUACUUGAUUAGUUUAUUAAGCAAGAUGGGUAUUACAUGGGAAGGUUCGUUAAGAUAUGCAAAUAUAUUGAAGUUUUUAAAGGACGAAGAACUAUGCGCUAAAAAGAGCGGUUCAAAUUUUUAUGGGGGAACUAAGAAUUUGCAAGAAUGUUAUAGUGAUAGUGAUAAUGAGGAUUUAAAUGAUGGUGUUAAAGGUCACUCAAAAAAUGUGCGAAUUAUAUCAGAUAUGAGGUUAAAUGCCUAUUCAUUAGAUGUUCUACUAUAUAAUAAAAUUGAAAAAUUCAAGCAGAAUGACGAUGAAGCUGUAUCAGAGAGUAAUGAAAAUGAUUUUAUGGAUAUGUUCGAAUGGUUCAAGCUUCCAGUAGCAAAUCUUGUCAAUAAUGCUAAUACUUAG
Molecule: messenger RNA, 1905 nt
Organism: Debaryomyces fabryi
Lineage: Eukaryota; Fungi; Ascomycota; Pichiomycetes; Serinales; Debaryomycetaceae
Product: fungal specific transcription factor domain-containing protein
Exons: 1
Coding region: 1-1905 (634 amino acids)
Biological process (GO): DNA-templated transcription
Cellular component (GO): nucleus
Molecular function (GO): zinc ion binding; DNA binding
Source: RefSeq, a predicted model, not a curated record